AUGGAUUCAGACGACGAGUUUAUGAGCGAUGUUACUAGCGACGAUGAAGAUAUGGAUUUCAUCGAUACUCAGGGAAGCGAUGAGGAGAGCCUAGGAGAAGAUUUCGACGUCGACUUGGGCAACCCCUUUACUCUUAGCAAAGAUACCUCGAAACCACCCCCAAAGCCCUACGAGACUGAGUUCAAGACCUUGAGUCCCGGGGAUAUACAACGAGAGCAAGAUGGCCAGAUUAAUGAGGUUUCCUCUAUAUUAGGCGUACCCCCAGAGUCCGCUGCUAUUCUCCUGCGAUUCGUGCGGUGGAACCGAGAGAAGAUAAUCGAAUCAUAUAUGGAUCACCCCGAAAAAACACUAGCAGACGCCGGCUUGGGAACUGAGAUUUCUGGGACGCCGAAAACGGAAAAGGUUCCGGGUUUCAUGUGUGAAAUCUGCUGUGAGGACGAUGAAGAUCUGGAAACAUAUGCUCUGCUCUGUGGCCAUCGGUUCUGCGUCGACUGUUACCGGCAUUACCUUGGUCAGAAGAUCAAGGAGGAAGGGGAGGCGGCUAGAAUCCAGUGCCCGCAAGAUCAAUGCCAGCGUAUUGUAGAUUCGCGAAGCCUGGAGCUCUUGGUUACGGAUGAUCUGAAAGAACGAUAUAAUAUCCUCCUUACAAGAACCUAUGUGGACGAUAAAACGAAUUUAAAGUGGUGCCCUGCCCCGAAUUGUGAAUUUGCGGUUCAGUGCCCCGUCAAAACGCGAGAGCUUGAUCGAAUAGUACCGACAGUACAGUGCUCGUGCUCACAUGCGUUCUGCUUUGGCUGCACACUCAACGACCACCAACCGGCACCUUGCGCGGUUGUCAGAAUGUGGUUGAAGAAGUGCAAAGACGAUUCAGAGACAGCAAACUGGAUAUCAGCGAAUACCAAAGAGUGCCCCAAGUGUCAUUCGACGAUAGAGAAGAAUGGCGGUUGCAACCAUAUGACGUGUCGAAAAUGCAAGCAUGAAUUCUGCUGGAUGUGUAUGGGCUUGUGGUCAGAACACGGCACUAGCUGGUAUAAUUGUAACCGCUACGAGGAAAAAUCGGGCUCCGAUGCGCGCGAUGCCCAAGCGAAAUCUCGACGAUCUCUUGAGAGAUACCUCCACUAUUAUAAUCGAUACUCUAAUCAUGAGCAGUCGGCCAAGUUGGAUAAAGAUCUUUACCUGAAAACGGAAAAGAAAAUGAUGAACCUCCAGACCCAAUCCGGCAUGUCGUGGAUUGAAGUGCAAUUCCUAGAUACGGCAUCACGAAUUCUCCAGGAGUGCAGACAGACUUUGAAGUGGACAUACGCUUUCGCCUUUUAUCUCGCCCGUAACAAUUUAACGGAAAUGUUCGAAGAUAACCAGAAAGACCUGGAAAUGGCGGUGGAGAGUCUGAGUGAGAUGUUCGAAAAGCCAAUCGCCGACUUAGCGGGGUUAAAAGGGGAUAUUCUCGAUAAGACGGCUUACUGCAGCCGACGACGAUGUGUUGUACUGACUGAUACUGCUGAAAAUUUGAAAGACAGAAAGUGGUCAUUUAACGUUGAUAUAACUUUGAAAUAG
This is a messenger RNA of Ophidiomyces ophidiicola, 1554 nucleotides long. RefSeq lists its product as uncharacterized. Lineage: Eukaryota; Fungi; Ascomycota; Eurotiomycetes; Onygenales; Onygenaceae. Gene Ontology annotation, molecular function: ubiquitin conjugating enzyme binding; ubiquitin protein ligase activity; zinc ion binding. Gene Ontology annotation, biological process: protein polyubiquitination; ubiquitin-dependent protein catabolic process; positive regulation of proteasomal ubiquitin-dependent protein catabolic process. The record is from RefSeq and is a predicted model, not a curated record. Gene Ontology annotation, cellular component: ubiquitin ligase complex; cytoplasm. The transcript is spliced from 4 exons. Bases 1 to 1554 code for a protein of 517 amino acids.